Microthlaspi erraticum is the source of this 561-nucleotide messenger RNA. The record is from the annotation of a GenBank genome assembly. Lineage: Eukaryota; Viridiplantae; Streptophyta; Magnoliopsida; Brassicales; Brassicaceae.
AUGGGAAGACGAAAGCUGGAGAUCAAACGAAUUGAGAACAAAAGCAGUCGGGUCACCACUUUCUGUAAACGACGAAAUGGUCUCAUGGAUAAAGCUCGUCAGCUCUCCGUUCUCUGCGGAUCCUCCGUCGCUGUGGUCAUCUUCUCCUCCACCGGAAAACUCUAUAGCUUAUCCUCUGGCGAUAGCAUGACAAAGAUCCUCAGUCGUUACGAGACACAACGUGCUGAUGAUCUUAAAACCUUUGGUCCAAAAACUCGGAAUUAUCUUACACUUAAGGAGUUGCUUGAAAUAGUCGAACGCAAGCUUGAAGAAGCGAAAAGAGAUGAUAUAAGUGUAGAGUCUCUAAUUUCCCUGGAAGAGCAUUUUAAUACUUCUCUGUCUAAAACUAGAGCUAGGAAGACAGAACUAGCGAUGGAGAUGGCGAAGACCCUUCAAGAAAAGGAGAAGAUGUUGAGGGAACAGAACCAGGUUUUGGCUAGCCAGCUAACAACGAUUGAGGAGAAGAAGUUUGUGGAAACAGAGGAUGAAAGAGCACCGAAGACUCUCUCGCUUCUCAAGUAA